AUGUUUAGCCAAGCUCGCCCAAACGCCAGCUUCUCGACGCAAGUCAAGCCGUCGUCAUCCGCCGCUGCAUCGACGCUGCAGCCGAUGAACUCUUCGACACUCAAAGCCCAGGGAAGCGCUUUCCCCGCCCGAUCCGGAACGAACCCCACAAGCACGCCAGCGUCGUCCCUCAUGCCCGCAGCCUCAAAUCUCGACGGAGAUGGUGCGCCGGCGCUGUUGAGCGUGUCGAUCCACUCCAAGCCAGAGGCGCAGGGCCACCAGAAGCAGCUCUUUCUCUGGUCGGGCGUGGAUGUGACGCUCGGUCAGAUGCGCGGGCGGUUGCGACUCGAGGCGCUGGAGCAAGAGCGAUCGAGUGUCAUGCUGGAAACGAUGCGUGAAGAGCGAGAAACGCUGCUGUCCACAUUGACUGCGAAAGUGGAAAAACUCAAGCGAAAGCGUCAAGAGGCAAUCCAGCGAGAACAAACGCUUCGCGACGCUAACGACCGACUGCGCUCUCAGGCCAAUGCCAAGCAGAGCGCCAACGACGCCACUGUCAAGCAGCUUCAAGCGUCCCUUCACGCGUUCAAGACAGAGUGUGCAUCGGCCAAUAUCCAGAUGCUCACGAAAGCGCACGAGAUUGACAGCCUGAUGAUCGAGCUGGACAACCUGAGGGAACAGCAAGCACGCGAGUCGCAGGCAUCUUCAAACGAAAUUCUGGCUCUGCGUGAAAAACUGGAGGAUGCCACCCAAACCGUCAAGCAGCAAGCAGUGCAACUCAAGCAAGCGCUGGCCGACACAGAGCAAAUGCGACACGAGCUGGCGGCGACCAACACGUCGCAUGCAACAUAUAGAACAGCCAUCGCUUCACUGACGGAGGAAUUGCGCGUGUGCAAAGCGAUUGAGAGCCACCUUCAGGAACAGACGCACAAAGCCACCAACCAACCAGGGCGUCCUCCUGGAUCGGCAUUCGCCAGACCUGUGCCACGCCGUCCUCACGAAGUAGAGGCUACAUUGUCCACUACCAGCAGCGCUGAAGUGGAACAGCGACUGCGUCAAGAUCUGGCGAGACUGCGCCAAAAACUUGAGGAGCAAGCCAAGGCACUGACUACAGCGCUGGCGCUUCACGCACAGCAUACGACCGAUUGCAUCGAGCACGUCUCUGAGAUUGUCCUGCUCCGCGCCAAGCUGGACAAUUGCCUCGCGGAUCAAGCCAGCACCCGCGCCGAACUCGCAGCAUGCCAGGCGCAGCUCUGCGUGUCUGAUGCUACUCUCGCGCCGGAGCCAGAGCCAGAGCCAGAGGCAGCAGUUUGA
Molecule: messenger RNA, 1290 nt
Organism: Capsaspora owczarzaki ATCC 30864
Lineage: Eukaryota; Filasterea; Ministeriida; Capsasporidae
Exons: 10
Coding region: 1-1290 (429 amino acids)
Source: RefSeq, a predicted model, not a curated record